UUUCGCCAGCUAAAACUGGAGCGAGCCCAUCGCCAUUAUCAAAAACACAAAGGAGAUGUUCGCUAUACCAUGAAAUCGAAUAUUCACAAGUGGGUGUCCCGUCAUCCGGAAUGGGUAUCCGACCUGCCCUGGAAAACUCAUCGCCCGUCCCUUUCUCCCGAACCAGUCGAACACUUAUGCGAAGGUUGCGGGUACGUAAGGUAUGGAGGCAUGAAAGUCUGGUGGAUCUCAAAGGAUGAACCCGACAAGUACAAAUGCCACUCUUGCUAUGUACAGGAUGUUGACCAAGCGAUGCCAGCGGGCUACGAAGGAAUCACGCGCUACAAAGACCUGGUCGCUCGCAAAAAAGAACUCGAUAGACUAGAGAAGAAACCAUCUCCAUGA
Molecule: messenger RNA, 384 nt
Organism: Aureobasidium pullulans EXF-150
Lineage: Eukaryota; Fungi; Ascomycota; Dothideomycetes; Dothideales; Saccotheciaceae
Exons: 1
Source: RefSeq, a predicted model, not a curated record